AUGAUAAAAUUCAAUAGAAAACUGUUUAUAAGAAAACUCAUUCAAGUUGGCAAGAGGAACUUACAACGUUAUUCAGAAUUUGUUGAAUUAAGACGGUUCGUACGUAGACAAAGUGGCUUCCAUUAUCUUACAGUGAGAGAAGCCAAGAUGGUAAAAUGCCACGUGGAGACGGUGGACCGUGCAUUCUUCCGCCGAUUUCCAAUCCUUCAUCAUACAGAUAUGAAUUUAACUUUUGCCCUAACUUGCGUAAUGGCAGUCAUUUGGUUAUUUUUUGCAAAAUGUGAAACAGAAAUCGUUACCAAUUUACGUCGAAGAUUCCGUAACCGCCCUUUAUUAAGAGAAUAUAACGUGGAAAAUCUCCUUCUCGAAGAAGAUGAUUUUACAGAUUUAAAUAAACGACAGCAGUUUGACGAUUAUGGUCAUCUGAGAUUUGGGAAACGAGAACAAUUUGAAGAUUAUGGUCAUAUGAGAUUUGGCAGGAGUCACGAGUGA
Messenger RNA from Apis laboriosa (Himalayan honeybee), 492 nucleotides. RefSeq lists its product as uncharacterized. The record is from RefSeq and is a predicted model, not a curated record. The coding region runs from base 1 to 492 and encodes 163 amino acids. NCBI's taxonomy places the organism in Eukaryota, Metazoa, Arthropoda, Insecta, Hymenoptera, Apidae. The transcript is spliced from 4 exons.